CAAGCUCAAGAUGAAAGUCGCAAUUUUUAUUACACUGGCAGUUUUGGUGGGCAGCAGCGUUGCUCUGACGCUGGAGCGGGCUGGUCCACCACCCAAAAAGAAUACUGAGGAGCGCCCAGUGAAGAAGACUCAGAAUGUCGUGGAAAUUGUCCCUUAUCAUCCUGAGGAGGAGAAGCACAUGGAGUUUGAGAUCAAAUACGAGCAGCCCAAUCAUCAAAAGCCAGAGCAUAUUGAGGUUGAAGUUGUGCAUGAGCACCAGCAACAGAAACCUCAACAUAUUGAACUGGAAGUGAUUGUUGAAUCCGACAAGAAGCCAGUACACCAACUGGUUGAACUCGAGAUCAAGCAGGAGCAGAAGCCACAUCAUGUUGAGGUUGAGAUCAAGCAGGAGCAAAAGCCACAUCAUGUUGAGUUUGAGAUCAAGCAGGAGCAGAAGCCACAUCAUGUUGAGUUUGAGAUCAAGCAGGAUCACAAGCCACAUCAUGUAGAGUUUGAGAUCAAGCAGGAGCAGAAGCCACAUCAUGUUGAGUUUGAGAUCAAGCAGGAUCACAAGCCACAUCAUGUAGAGUUUGAGAUCAAGCAGGAGCAGAAGCCACAUCAUGUUGAGUUUGAGAUCAAGCAGGAGCAGAAGCCACAUCAUGUUGAGUUUGAGAUCAAGCAGGAGCACAAGCCACAUCAUGUUGAGUUUGAGAUCAAGCAGGAGCAUGCUUCAAAGGACCACAGCGUCUCGCAGUUCGUGUCACUUUAAGUCUGCUGAUUAAUUCAGUAAAUUCAGUAUCUAUAUAUAUAUAUAUAGGUUGGAAAAAUGUCCGCAACUUAAUAUAUCUUAUUAGAAGAGCGAAAAA
Messenger RNA from Drosophila grimshawi, 845 nucleotides. Its product is annotated as involucrin. Lineage: Eukaryota; Metazoa; Arthropoda; Insecta; Diptera; Drosophilidae. Bases 11 to 748 code for a protein of 245 amino acids. The record is from RefSeq and is a predicted model, not a curated record. The transcript is spliced from 2 exons.